Messenger RNA from Durio zibethinus, 1617 nucleotides. RefSeq names its product G2/mitotic-specific cyclin S13-7-like. Lineage: Eukaryota; Viridiplantae; Streptophyta; Magnoliopsida; Malvales; Malvaceae. Gene Ontology annotation, biological process: mitotic cell cycle phase transition. Gene Ontology annotation, molecular function: cyclin-dependent protein serine/threonine kinase regulator activity. The record is from RefSeq and is a predicted model, not a curated record.
GAGAAGAGAGACUCAGAGAAACCCAUUCGAAAUAAUCAAAAAUGGCUUCAAGACCCAUUGUACCUCAACAAGCCAGAGGCGAGGCCGGCGUUGGAGGAGCAAGAGCAGCAGUUCAUAAGCAGACAAAGAAGACUGAGGUAGGAGAUGGGAGGAGCCGCCGUGCAUUGGGAGAUAUUGGGAAUCUGGUGAAUGUUAGAGGAAUGGUUGAUGGCAAGCCUCAGCCUCAGAUUCAUCGUCCCCUCACAAGGUCUUUCUGCGCACAAUUACUUGCCAAUGCACAAGCUAACGUAGCCGCUGAGAACAACAAGAAAAAUGUUUGUGUUAAUGUCGAUAAAGCUUCUGUUCUUGAUGGAGCCGCUGUGCCUAAAAGGGCUGUUGUUGCUGCUGCUGCACCAAAGCCCGUUCAAAAUAAACCAACUGCUAAGCCCAAACCGGCGGAAGUUAUUGAAAUUAGUCCGGAUACUGAAGAAGCGGUGAAGGUGAAGGAGAAGAAAGACAAGGUUCCUGUCAAUAACAAGAAAGCAACUGAGGGAGAGGGAUCAUCAAACAAGAAACUACAUACUCUUUCCUCAGUCCUCACAGCCAGAAGCAAGGCGGCCUGUGGGAUUGCCAACAAGCCAAAGGAGGAGAUUGUUGAUAUUGAUAAAGCAGAUGCUAAUAACGACUUGGCUGGGGUGGAAUAUGUUGAUGACAUCUACAAGUUCUAUAAAUCAGCUGAGAAUGAGAGCAGGCCACAUGACUAUAUGCACUUGCAAACUGAUAUUAAUGAGAAGAUGAGGGCAAUUCUUAUUGAUUGGCUGAUAGAUGUCCAUCAAAAGUUUGACCUUUCACCCGAAGCACUCUAUCUCACCAUCAAUUUGAUUGAUCGGUUCCUUUCUGUGAAAAUUGUGCCUAGGAGGGAAUUACAACUGCUGGGCAUGAGUGCCAUGCUUAUUGCCACCAAAUAUGAAGAAAUCUGGCCCCCAGAGGUCAAUGAUCUAGUAUGCAUUGCAGAUAGAGCUUACACUCAUGAACAAAUACUUAUCAUGGAGAAAACUAUACUGGGAAGGUUGGAAUGGACUUUGACAGUGCCCACACCCUAUGUAUUCCUAGUUCGAUUCAUCAAGGCAUCGGUUCCUGAUGAGAAGAUGGAAAACAUGGUAUAUUUCCUAGCAGAGUUGGGAGUGAUGCAUUAUGAGACCAUAAUGUUCUGCCCAUCAAUGGUAGCUGCCUCAGCAGUCUAUGCUGCUCGUUGCACUCUAGACAAGAACCCUACUUGGACUGACACACUCAAGUUUCACACUGGUUACUCUGAACCACAGCUCUUGGAUUGUGCUAAACUGCUGGCUUGUUUCCAUUCAAAGGCUGCAGAAAGUAGGCUUAAGGUUAUAUACAGAAAGUACUCGAGUUCUCAGCGAGGAGCUGUUGCAUUGCUUCCACCAGCCCAAAAGCUAUUAUCUGCUGCUUCAGUUUAAAAAUAUGCUUAGAUUUUUAUUUUAGGUUCGGAACAGUUUACUUGCUGUCAACGAUUGAUCCCAUUAAAAAAACUCAUUGAUUAGCAGAGUUGUUUUUGAGUUGGGUUUUAUUUUCAGCCCAAUUUUGAGUUGUUUUAAAUUGUAUUGGGGCUUCAUAGUUAUC